AUGACCAGGUCUGUGCAUAAGGAUGAAGAUUCUGGUGGUGCUUUGCAGGAUGGCUUGGAGACAUCGACCAGUGGGACUGCUGCAGUGGUCCAGGUGACAGGACACAAUCAGACUCACUUGAGUGACCAGAGCAUCCCCAACUUCAGCACAGAGCCAGACAGGAUAGACUACAUCCUGGUUUGGGAAGAAGGACCUCCCAAAAAGCAGCAUAAAGCCUGGACAAAACACAAGGAGCACCAGAAGAAAGACGCUGAGCACCACAUCUGGAGGCUGAAUUUCUUGAGGCAGCUUCGAUCUAGUGGACUUCACAUGGAACAGCAUGUGGUCAAGAGUGGAAAGAGAUCCAUUCACUACGUCCUGCUCAGUGCCCCCUGGCCUGUCCUCUGUUACUACGCUGAGGCUCUCAGGAUGAAGAUGCCGCUGCAGGCCUUGCCCCAUCAGCCCUCCCACUGGUCUGCCAAGCUGAUGAGGAAGCUGGGCAUACAUAACCAGCUGUAUGAGGAGGUUCCCGACAUGCCUCAGGACUAUUACACCUGCCUGUUCAAGGUGAACAAGUUAUCCAGGUUUCUGGGCAGCGACAAUCCAAAGACUUUCUUUGCCAGCACCAAAAGGCACCAGAUCCUCUAUGAGAUCCUGGAGAAGACGAUGUUUGGCCAUGAAAGGAGGGGCCUGUUUGGGAUUGAGCAGCUGCUGUCUGAGAAGGUCUUUGAGGCCGCGUUUCCUCCACAUGAUGGACCCUUUCAAAUCCCUCCAGAGGGACUGGCCCCUGAGGAAAUGAAUCAACGUCAAAUCCUCUACCAUUACUGGGCCAAGUGGAGCAAAUGGAUGAAAUACCAGCCACUGGAUCAUGUCCGAAGGUACUUUGGAGAGAAGAUAGCCUUCUACUUUGCCUGGCUGGGUUUUUACACAGUGUGGCUCCUGCCAGCAUCCGUGGUGGGGGCAGUGGUCUUCCUGGUGGGCUGUUUCAACGUGAACACAGAUAUCCCAACGCAAGACAUCUGUGACACUAAGAGGGACCGCUGGAUGUGUCCCCUUUGCAGGGACUGCCCGUUCUGGAAGCUGUCAAGCAUCUGUGAGAUCGUGAAGACCGGGCGCCUCUUUGACAACACGGGGACCAUUUUCUUCAGUGUGUUCAUGUCCCUGUGGGCAGUGACAUUCCUGGAGUAUUGGAAGCGUAAGAGUGCCACGCUGUCCUAUCGGUGGGACUGCUCUGACUACAAGGACUAUGAGGAGCCACCUCGGCCCCAGUUCUCGGUCAUGGCACCUGUGAUGACGCAGAACCCAAUCACCCACCUCGAAGAGCCCUACUUCCCCAAAAAGAAUCACUUCCAGCGCAUCUUCAUGGCAUCCUCCAUCAUCUUUGCCAUGGUCAUCUUCAUCAUCUUGCUCCUGAUAGCCAUUGUCCUGUACCGGACAACCGUUGCCAUCUUGGUGUCCAAAACCACAAAUAUCUUCCUCUUGAAGUGGGCAUCUCGGAUUGCCACUUUCACGAGCGCCAUGAUGAAUCUUUGCUUCAUCAUUCUCCUUGUCAAAAUCUAUAUCCCAAUUGCAUAUGCUCUGACCAAUUGGGAAAUGCACAAAACCCAGUCCAAGUUUGAGGAUGCAUUUGUUUUGAAAGUGUUUAUUUUCCAGUUUGUCAACAUCUACUCCUUUCCGAUCUACAUCGCCUUCUUCAAGGGGAGAUUUUCAGGUUACCCAGGAAACUACCGGACCUUCUUUGGAAUUCGAAAUGAAGAUUGUGUUAACAGUGGCUGUCUUGUUGAGCUUGCCCAGGAGAUGAUGGUCAUCAUGGUGGGGAAGCAAAUCUUCAACAACGUAUUGGAAAUCCUCAUCCCGAAACUGAAAUCAUGGAAACAAAGAAAAAAGCUUCAUGCCAAGCAAAAGAGGAAAGAUGAGAAGACGACCUCAAACAUCCUUUGGGAGGCAAACUAUGAGCUUCUGGAAUACGAAGGGCUAUUUCAGGAAUACCUGGAGAUGGUGAUACAGUUUGGAUUCAUCACCAUCUUUGUGGCCGCCUGCCCUCUUGCACCGCUGUUCGCCCUCCUCAAUAACUGGCUCGAGAUCCGCCUUGAUGCCCAGAAGUUUGUCUGCCAGUACCGGCGCCCAGUGGCAGAAAAAGCCCAGAACAUCGGCAUCUGGUUUUGUCUCCUGCAGACUCUCACCCACUUGGCGGUCUUAAGUAAUGCCCUCCUCAUCGCCUUCACUUCUGACUUCCUGCAAAGGGCCUAUUACCAGUACACCCAUUCUUACGACCUCCACGGAUACAUCAACUUUACCCUGGCCCAGGCCCCCCAGGCCUUCACCUCCAAAUACAACCACACAUGCAGGUACCAGGCUUUCAGAGGGGACGAUGGUCAGUAUUCUUUUACUUUCUGGAACCUUCUGGCAAUCCGUCUGGCCUUCGUCAUAGUGUUUGAGCACGUCAUCUUCUCCGUGGCCUGGUUGAUUGAUGCCAUCGUGCCCGAUAUCCCAGAGUCGGUGGAAAUCAAAGUGAAGCAUGAACGCUACCUGGCCAAGCAAGCCUUGGCUGACCAUGAGAUUCUCUUUGGGACAAACCCAGCCAAAGACCAAGAACCGGAGGGCUCAGAGCAAAAGCUGUUUGCAAACAAUUCAUCCACUCCCUGCACACUGAGUGCAAGCUCUUCUCAUGCCCAGGGUCCUCUCCUCUCCAAAGCUCCGGAUGGCCUCCAGAGUGGCAGCAGGGCUAUCCCGAGAGGGGCAGAGGCCCGAAGAGCCACACCUGCAGGGUGGCUGGUCCUACAAUAUCGUCCUGAAAUGCAAACAAGUCACCCAACUGUGGAAGGACUUCCGCCCACUCCCAUUCAGGCAUCCUGA
This is a messenger RNA of Dromiciops gliroides (monito del monte), 2835 nucleotides long. It is a transcript of the gene ANO7, whose product is annotated as anoctamin 7. NCBI's taxonomy places the organism in Eukaryota, Metazoa, Chordata, Mammalia, Microbiotheria, Microbiotheriidae. The record is from RefSeq and is a predicted model, not a curated record. Gene Ontology annotation, cellular component: plasma membrane. The transcript has 24 exons. Gene Ontology annotation, biological process: calcium activated phospholipid scrambling; chloride transmembrane transport. The coding region runs from base 1 to 2835 and encodes 944 amino acids. Gene Ontology annotation, molecular function: chloride channel activity; protein dimerization activity.